AUGCUCGCAGAGUCCAAUGGCAGUCCAUAUGCCGGUGGAGAUACACCCAAACUCCGAACUGCGUGUGAAAAUUGCAGACAGUCCAAGGUGAAAUGUAACCUGUCUGGCAAAAGUGUCUGUACUCGUUGCCUGCGUCACGGUUUACAGUGUCAAUACGGAUACGCAAAUCGAUCUGGCAAACCAAAGGGAAGCAAGAACCGAGCUACCCUUCGCAAACUAGGUCAACUGCAAGAAGAAAAGCCAGCAAUGCGUGGGUUUCGCAAUAGCCGGCUUGUUGCUCCUGUGGCCGAUAUGGAACCACUUGGAAAUAGCUAUGCAGGUCAUAUUCCUGACCCAACACUCGACGAAGAUGUUUGUUUGAUAUCAAAUCAACCUGGCUUCUGGGAAAGUCCCCGGAGUUUUGCCCAUACGGCAACCCUAGAAUCCUCCGUCUGCCCGGGGCAAUUGACAACGGUUGAAAGCUCACCAUUCACCGACCUCGUGGAUUCAUGCUCUUCUAUCCCAGCUGGUAUGGGAUAUCCACACACGCCGGUGACACCAACAUUUCUGUCAGGGGAAUCACUGCCUGACGGGUUAGCUAGUCCUUCACUGGCAGGCUCUGUGGCAUCACCCUAUCCCCUCUCACCAUGUGAGUGUUUGGACAUGCAGCUGUUUCAUAUGAACCGCUUGAAUCAUUUGCUUGCUGGAUCAAUGCCGCUGCGGCUUGACCAUAGCCUGCAGUCAAUCAAAUGCACAUUUCUUGCCUGUCAAAUGUUCUUACAGUGUAAUAAAUGUGCCAAGGACAGUCCUAACUUGCUUCUGACCAUCUCGGUGCUUAAUCUCACCCUUCAAUUAUUUGAGUACUGGGUUUCUCGGGAGGCAUCUCGCGCACCACGACCAGAGCAUGGGGUCGACAUCCGCUAUGGAUACUAUGAGAUCUGCCACGAAGAAAACAGACAAAUUCGCAAUUUCUUACUUCGAGGUCUGUUGUUGCAGUGCAGAGAGGUCUUGCUUACUCUCAAAGGUACUGCUAGCAUCGCUGUUACUCAAGUUCCCAAAGUAGGGGACCACGAAGGGACAGAAUCAAAGGCUCCAGAUGACCACUCCAGCCAACACUGGAUUCCAUCAGAUCAUAUCGGGUUACUUCCAGAGGACACUGGGCUCUCGAGUGGUCCAUCCAGAAGCGAGGGUCUUUUUUCUAUCAUCGCUGGCUAUGAAGCUACCGUGGCGGCAUUUUUGCAAUCGACUUCAUGGGGGGAGUGUAUCUGUGGAUCUGGACGAGCCAUGUACGACGAGUCUCUUUAA
Molecule: messenger RNA, 1284 nt
Organism: Penicillium soppii
Lineage: Eukaryota; Fungi; Ascomycota; Eurotiomycetes; Eurotiales; Aspergillaceae
Product: Zn(II)2Cys6 transcription factor domain-containing protein
Exons: 2
Coding region: 1-1284 (427 amino acids)
Biological process (GO): regulation of DNA-templated transcription
Molecular function (GO): zinc ion binding; DNA-binding transcription factor activity, RNA polymerase II-specific
Source: RefSeq, a predicted model, not a curated record